UAGACAGGCAGUGAGCAUCUUCUGUCUGCGCAGAGACGGUAGGGGGAGAAAAUGCAGGACUGGGCCGGCGUGUUCAUCCCUCUGGUGCUGUUCAUCCUGCUUUCGCCGGGCCUCCUCUGCCAGAUCCCCGGCAAGUGCCGGUUCAUCGAGUUUGGCAACUUCCACACCAGUGCCGUGUCCAUCGUCAUCCACGCCGUCAUCUUCUUCUGCUUCGCCGCCAUCUUCCUCAUCGCCAUCGGGGUGCACAUAGACCUCGGAUCCUGAUCAGUCUCUGAAGUCUUCGCAUAUGUGUAUCAGUCCUCUCAUCGGGGUGUAAAUGUGUGGCCGUGUUGUUGUUUCCUGCUUUCGCGUUCAGUUCACAGUUGAGUUGAGUUAUCUGAAAGUUCUAGACCUCUCUUUGUUAGUUCUAGUGCAGUACAACUCACUGUAUCGUAUCGGUGUAUGUCUUUGUGAUCAAUAAUUAAACUGGUUCCUUGCUUAUAACUA
Lolium rigidum is the source of this 486-nucleotide messenger RNA. RefSeq lists its product as uncharacterized. The transcript has a single exon. The record is from RefSeq and is a predicted model, not a curated record. NCBI's taxonomy places the organism in Eukaryota, Viridiplantae, Streptophyta, Magnoliopsida, Poales, Poaceae. The coding region runs from base 52 to 264 and encodes 70 amino acids.